UCGCUACACGAUCUUUGUUUGUACUGUAUUUGUUUUCUCCUGUAAACGUCGCAAAUAGGGGCCUAGUUGGUAUCGAUGAUACUUACUGGUGUUUAUUUCAUGAUUAGUCAGUUCUAUAUAUUGAUGUUAGCUUUCAAAUAGAGGUAUUAUUGUCUAUAAAUCCUAACAUACUUAGUUGAGGGUCUUAAUUUUCGAGGUCUGAUACAGUAUUUCGAGUGGAUUUGAUAUCUCGUAAUCUUAGGUCUAGGUCUUACUUAGCUUUCGUUGGUAGGUAGGCCUAGGUAGCUCUGAGCUUUCAGGACACCCCCUGUUUGUGUCUCAAUCAAUCAAUCUGUGAGUCGUGACGAUUUACUGGCAUAGCAUAGCGCUGGACGUUUUUUUUUUGUUUUUUUUUUACCAUGUCAAAUAUAUUAAUCUAUAACCUAAUUUUCAACUUAUCAAUAAAUUUAAUGAUAUAUUGCUCCAGGCCUGGAAGCUGUAUGAGCUUACCUACUAGGCAGUAGGCCUAGAUGGAAAAUGCUUGAGGAGGGCUUCACAUGGCAGUGGUGAAACAGCCUGAUGAUUUCAAAGCACGCUUUAAUAAUCAAUUUCAGAAAUAAUGACCAUGAUAUCACUGUAUGGUUAUCUUACCAAUGGACAUCAUAUUUUUUUUUUUCUACAGAUUAAAAAUGACAAGAAAUCAAUCUGACUCAUUGCCACCAAAGGAAAAAGAUAUACAGAAUACGUCCAAGCUUGGUUCGCCUAUAUCAUCACCACCAAACUACCACAGUACUUCUAAAGUUAAAGAGAAUUUUUCUGCCUCUGAAACUGCACAUAGAUCGAAAGAAGAAUUCACACGUGAAUCAAAAGAUGAGACACAAAGUCGCAGUGCUUUACUAUGUAAGACUGCAGACCCGUUGAGUAAAGCUACCUCUGUUGUACGAGCAUCACUGAGUCUUGAACUGAAGACUGUUACCGACCACAACGACUUAAAGUUGUCCCAUGAGAGUGCUUCGCAGAAGGAUAAUUCCAGUCUGCAAUUAGAAUUGCACAUACUCCCUUCACUUAAGAGUCUUUCAAUAGAAUGGGAAGAUGCCUGUAAAAGUAGUGAAGUGACUGAAUUCCAGACCCAACAACAAGAGGAGUUGGAACAUACCAAACUACACCUCAGCCAUAAAAUUAGCCUUAAAGAAUCCCAUCAGAGAUGUGACAGUCUUUCAAAUGAUGCAGAGCAACUUGAACAUAACAAGCAGCAGUGUACAUCCCUUAGCACCUGCUUGAAAGAAUCUCAGCAAAAAUCUGAAAGCCUACAGCAUGAAGACAAAAUUGCUGAACAGCAGGCCAAGUUGCUGCAGACUGAGAAUGAUCGCUUAAAAGAUGAGCCGAGUUCAGUAAGGUCUGAAAAGGAGAAAGUAUCAAAAGAUCUUGUAGAGCUGACACAGCAACUUCAACUUAGCAAGCAAGAGUGUACAUCCCUUAGCACCAGCUUGAAAGAAUCUCAGCAAAAAUCUGAAAGCCUACAGCAUGAAGUCAAAUCUGCUGAACAGCAGGCCAAUUUGCGGCAGACUGAGAAUGAUCGCUUAAAAGAUGAGCCGAGUUCAGUAAGGUCUGAAAAGGAGAAAGUAUCAAAAGAUCUUGUAGAGCUGACACAGCAACUUCAACUUAGCAAGCAAGAGUGUACAUCCCUUAGCACCAGCUUGAAAGAAUCUCAGCAAAAAUCUGACAGCCUACAGCAUGAAGUCAAUUUGCUGCAGACUGAGAAUGAUCACUUAAAAAAUGAGCUGAGUACAGUAAGGUCUGAAAAGGAAUCUUUGGCUGCAGUAAAAAUUAGCUCUGAAGAGGAGGUGGAGCAAAAGGACCAAACUAUUAGAGAAGGUGAUGAAAAAAUGAAAGUCAUUUCACAAAAGGUGGAUGCUGUGCAGUCUGAAGUCACUAAGAAACUAAGUGCUGUGGAAGAACGGCAGAGGGAUUCUGAGAAAGAAAUUGUUAAUUUAAAGGAGAAGUUAGUUUUUUUUUUCUUUUUCUUUUUUUUAUUGGCCGUUACAAUUCAAUGUAUUACAGAUAAAGUUUCUUUUAAAAUCUUGAAAACCUUGCAAUUUGUAUUUAAAACAAGCUUGUGAUGCCUUGCAAGACUGGCCAACACACUCAAAAAGCUAAAGCCUUGUCCAGACUAAAAUUUUACUUGACGAACACAUGUUACAUAUGGUCAUGAUGACAUCACAUCAUGACCAUAUAUAGGCGUACAAAAGUUUUUGGUCAAAUAAAAUUUGAUAGUCUGGACAGGGUUUAAGGUAUUACUUAUUUUGUAAAAAUAUAUUCU
Molecule: messenger RNA, 2299 nt
Organism: Anneissia japonica
Lineage: Eukaryota; Metazoa; Echinodermata; Crinoidea; Comatulida; Comatulidae
Product: coiled-coil domain-containing protein 30-like
Exons: 4
Coding region: 618-2099 (493 amino acids)
Source: RefSeq, a predicted model, not a curated record